GCUGUGGUGGUGUGACAACGGCAGGCAGUGCAGCCCUCAGCUCCUCUCAGAGCACAGCUUGGUGCUUCAGGUUCCAGUGACUGCUGCUGUCACUGUAGGGGAGGCUAGCCCCUCCCAGAAGGAGACACACAGAAGAAUGGCCACCUCAGCUGGUUUGUUCCUGCUGCUGGGGCUCCUCGGCCAGCUCUGGGCAGGGGCUGCUGCUGAUUCAGAGGCUGUGGUGUGCGAGGGGACUGCCUGUUAUACAGCCCACUGGGGCAAGCUGAGUGCGGCCGAAGCCCAGCAUCGCUGCAAUGAGAAUGGAGGCAAUCUUGCUACCGUGAAGAGCGAGGAGGAGGCCCGGCAUGUCCAGCAAGCUCUGGCUCAGCUUCUGAAGACCAAGGCACCCUUGGAAGCGAAGAUGGGCAAAUUCUGGAUCGGGCUCCAGCGAGAGAAGGGCAAGUGUACGUACCAUGAUUUGCCAAUGAAAGGCUUCAGCUGGGUGGGUGGUGGAGAGGACACAGCUUACUCAAACUGGUACAAAGCGACCAAGAGCUCCUGUAUCUCUAAACGCUGCGUGUCCCUGAUACUGGACCUAUCCUUGACACCUCACCCCAGCCAUCUGCCCAAGUGGCAUGAGAGCCCCUGUGGGACCCCGGACGCUCCAGGUAACAGUAUUGAAGGUUACCUGUGCAAGUUCAACUUCAAAGGCAUGUGCAGUCCACUGGCUCUGGGUGGUCCCGGGCGGGUGACCUAUACCACCCCUUUCCAGGCCACCACCUCCUCUCUGGAGGCUGUGCCUUUUGCCUCUGUAGCCAAUGUAGCUUGUGGGGAUGAAGCUAAGAAUCAGACCCAUUAUUUCCUAUGCAAUGAAAAGACUCCAGGAAUAUUCCACUGGGGCAGCUCAGGCCCUCUCUGUGUCAGCCCCAAGUUUGGUUGCACUUUCAACAAUGGGGGCUGCCAGCAGGAUUGCUUCGAAGGUGGGGAUGGCUCCUUCCGUUGUGGCUGCCGGCCUGGAUUCCGGCUGCUGGAUGACCUAGUAACUUGUGCCUCCCGGAACCCCUGCAGCUCAAACCCAUGCACGGGAGGUGGCAUGUGUCAUUCUAUACCACUCAGCGAAAACUACACAUGCCAUUGUCCCAGAGGCUACCAGCUGGACUCUAGCCAAGUGCACUGUGUGGAUAUAGACGAGUGCCAGGACUCCCCCUGUGCCCAGGAAUGCAUCAACACUCCAGGGGGCUUCCAUUGUGAAUGUUGGGUGGGUUACCAAUCCAGUGGUCCCAGGGAGGAAGCCUGUGAAGAUGUGGAUGAGUGUGCCGCUGCCUACCCACCCUGUGCCCAGGGCUGCACCAACACUGAUGGCUCUUUCUACUGCUCCUGUAAAGAGGGCUAUAUCGUGUCUGGGGAAGACAGUACCCAGUGUGAGGAUAUAGAUGAGUGUUUGGACGCAAGGGGCAGUCCAUGUGAUACCCUGUGCUUCAACACAGAUGGUUCCUUCAGGUGUGGCUGCUCAUCAGGCUGGGAGCUGGCUCCCGAUGGGGUCUCGUGUACCAGGGGCACUGUGUUCUCAGAACUACCAGCCAGGCCUCCCCAAAAGGAAGACAAAGGCGACACAAAGGAGAGCACUGUGCCUCCUACUGAAAUGCCCAGUUCUCCCAGUGGCUCUAAGGAUGUCUCCAACAGAGCACAGACGACAGGUCUCUCCAUCCAAUCGGAUAUUUCCACUGCCUCUGUUCCACUAGAAAUAGCAGUCCCUAGUGAAGUAUCUGAUGUCUGGUUGGAGAUGGGCACAUACCUCCCCACCACCUCUGACCACAGCAAACCGACACCUGAAGAUUCUGUCUCCGCACACAGUGACAGUGACACCGAUGGGCAGAAGCUGCUUCUGUUUUACCUCCUGGGAACCGUGGUGGCCAUCUCACUCUUGCUGGCUCUGGCCUUAGGGCUGCUCUUUUAUCGUAAACGGAGAGCCAAGAAGGAGGAGAUCAAAGAGAAGAAGCCCCAGAAUGCAGCUGACAGCUAUUCCUGGGUUCCAGAGAGAGCAGAGAGCCGAGCCCCGGAGAAUCAGUACAGCCCAACACCUGGGACAGACUGCUGAGGACAAUGUGACCUUAGAAAAAUAGCCAGCUGCCAUUGCCUUCAGAGCUACCUUCUUAGAUGAGGGGGAAGCCACACCAUUGUGAAAGACUGGAUUGGACUUGCAGCUAAAAUUGUGCAUCUUCCCCUUAAGAACCUGGUGACUUGGGAUGGGCAGCUAUUUUCCUGGUGCCUUUGGUAUGCCUGGGGGGGGGGGGGGUGAAAGCUGUGUGUUGGUUUGUCAUUGUGGGGAGUUUUGUGGAUAUUGACAGGCCUCACUCUCACUCACACACCCCUUUCAAAUCCAAAAGCUACUGGUUCACCUGGUUGCUAAUCAGGUAGGUCAAAAGGAGUCAGAGGGGUGGGACGGGUGUGGGGAGGGGACUUCACAGUCUUUUCUUAUCUCUUUAUUUAUCAGAGAAGGAGCUACUGGUGCUAAUUACAAAAGAAACAAUUCCUUUCCUUCACAGGAUAAAAAGCAAAACCAAUUAACUAACUUAACUAGGUGAGCAUGCUCUACCCUUCCUAUAGGGACUUUUUCCAGGAUGGCUGCCUUUGUAUACAUUUGCCUUCUGGCAUUUCCCCUCCAUCCCCUGUAUUGUUGAAACUGUCAGAAUGAGAGGAAGUUUAACCAACUGUUUAGGGAGCGAGCAGAUAGGAAGUUUAGACUUUGUAUCCCCUCACUUUCUGAACUUUCUGAUAGCCUUGGGUGUGUGGGCAAGUAAAGUUGCAAGCUGGAAGGUUGCUUCAAGCAAGUCUUGGUAAAAGCGUAGUCCAGAGGGAGGCAGGCAGGGAUUGAUUUAACAGAUAUUUGAAUGGAAAUAUCCAAAUGAACUGAUGCUAACGCACACUUGACUAUUGAGGAACAAUGACAAAACCCCAAGAUCAAUUUGUCACAGGCCCCAAGUCCACUGCAGAGCAUCCUGUCUCCCUUUACACCAUCCCUAACUGGGAAGCUGGGACCGUCCGCCCAGAAAGCCUCAGGAUGCUUUCAUCUGGGUGUAAGGAAAGGAGACAUGAACCAGGGGAUGGGCUCUGUUGUAAAUACUCCCAUUUAAAUGUAGCUUAGCCCACUUCACAGCUAAAAGUACAUCUGGAGGACUUGUGCCCUAUUUUGUGGACAUGACACAUACUGAAUCAAGGAUUAGUCAUGAAGAAGAAGGUUCUCUCUCUCUCUCUCUCUCUCU
Molecule: messenger RNA, 3242 nt
Organism: Arvicanthis niloticus (Nile rat)
Lineage: Eukaryota; Metazoa; Chordata; Mammalia; Rodentia; Muridae
Gene: Cd93
Product: CD93 molecule
Molecular function (GO): calcium ion binding
Source: RefSeq, a predicted model, not a curated record